GGUUAGAGGGAGUUUUAGUAAUCGAGAGGGAGGGAUCAUGGAGCCAUGAUCAACCUGGCGUAGAUCGACAUGGAGAGCGAAAGGGAGAAUGGUGAGAAGGAGAAGGUGAGAGAUGAGAACAAGAGGGAGAUUGGCGAGAACGACAGGGAGAAUGGUGGCGUGGACUCACUCAGCCUGGCUCCUGUUGACAAGCCGUGCUGGUGGGACUCGAGAGAAAACGAACACGACCGGCUCAAGCUCCGGUGUAACAGUUAUGGUACUAACAGCACUCCCAGUCCUUCUGGCGAGAUGAAGCGAUUAACAAGCCAUAGCCAUAGCCAUAGACAUGGCGAUGGUCAUCAGUCUAUUGAGGACAACGGCCAUAUGAAGAGGCGUAGUUGGAUGGGAAGAAUUUGCCAGUCCCGGAGGAACGGCGUCUUCGUGUACGAGGGCUUGUUUAUCCUGUCGGCCCUGGCAGUGUAUAAAUUUUACACACAGGAUAUGGAGUUAUCGUGGUGGCCGGGUGUGUACACGUCAGCCGUCGCGUCCCGGCCGCCGCCGCCGUCCUUUGUCCCCUGCGACGUUGAUUGGCUAGCAUUCCGUUUGCACUAUCCCAAUCCCGAUGGGGACUACACGUGGAAUCACACGACUGGACUUCCAUCUGCUUGCUCGGCUGAGAGUUCCGCACGCCAUGAGGAGGAUGAUCGUCCGUCGGGGUCCCGAUUCUUCCUACGCAUUGCAGGCAAGUUCUUUCUCCGAACAGCCCAACAGUCGCCGGCAGGUAACGAUAGCCACGUGGAGAGUGGUAGUCGAGAUAACGAACACAUGGUGAACGGCUCCAUUGCUCCAGCGCCGCAGCAGCAACCGGCGCAGCAGCCGGGGAAGAAAGGGGAAGGGGAGGUGGUGGUUCAGGAUGUCCAGGUCCCUCACGUCGACAGCUUCUUGAUGACGAAGGAGCUCCUCUCAAGGGUGGCGCUUAACGGUAGCCUCAUCGUUCUGAUUCUCGGUAACUCUGCAUGGGAGGAUUUGAUCUUCAAUUGGGUGAUCUCUGCCAACAGGGUGGGUAUGGGUAACUACUUGGUCGUGGCUGUAGACGAGCCUCUGCUGAGGACUCUCGACAAGCGAGGGAUACCGGUUGCCGUCCCGAGAAGGGGGUUGCUCGGCCCCGAGUCGUCUGCAUGGAAGUCCCCAAUUGCAUACUUCAGGGAGAUGCAGAAGAUCAAGCCAGCAUCGAUCAUCGACGUGUUGGAAGCCGGAUUCGAUGUCCUGAUGGCGGAUGCGGACCAGGUAUGGUUCAGAAACCCCCUCCCCUACUUCCUCUCCCAUCCGGAGCCCGACAUUCUGUCCUCCACCGACUGCCCCUUUGCGUUGUUUGAUGACGCUUUCUUGCGCGGCACGAGCUGGCUGGAUGCCGUUGAUCCUGGCCCCUGGCCGCCGUGCGACGGGGAGAAGUACCACUUCAACGUUGGUCUCAUGUUAGUUCGGCGACGGGAACCUUCACUCCGGCUGCUCCGUGAGUGGGCCUCCAGACUGUCUGGUGCCAAUAACGAAGCGUGGGAUCAGCAGGUGUUCAACGACAUGUUGAAAGUGAUUCUCCCAUCUGCUACCUCGAAAUUGGUCCUCCCUUCAGGCAUCUACUAUCGUCUUUUCGACAGCCUGCUACUGAUUGGUGCACUCCCUCAGGGUCUCUUCGUCAACGGCUUAUCCUUCUUCUACAGCGGGCUUCCUCUCCCUUUGCCGAUUCCACCAUCUGGUUCCAGCUCAGUAGAACCUGGUCCACUUGGGAGAGCUGGAGGACGAACCUCAGGGUUGGAAACAGGACCCGAUGCAGCAUCAGCAUCUGGUAACGGUUCCGUUACAGUAACUGAUGCUAACGGAACAGGAGCGGAUGCAGUAGUCGUUGGCCCCGGCAACAACAUAGACGAGGCCUUUAGCCACCGUUUUCCCACGCCGUAUGUGAUGCAUUCGACCUACAUAGAUGGCGGACACAGUAUUAAGCGGAUGCGGCUGAGAGACUGCGCUCUCUGGGACAUGGACCCUCCUUCAUAUCUGUUUCCAUCGGAGAGGGGUUUCUUGCGCUACCAACAUGUGAUUCCAGACGAACGGCUGGACGAAGCAGCCAGCAAUCCUGAGAAGAACCUCAGUUUGCGCAGGCUGCAGCUGGGGUGGCUGCGUGACGCUCUCGCCAUCGCCUUCGUGCUGGACAGGAUCCUCAUCAUGCCAACUCUGUUCGGCGAGUGGCCGAUGUGUUGCAAGGUGGAAAUGUGGAAGGGAAAAGUGCCGGGGGCUCGAAAUCGGGGCUGGACUGAUUACGUGUUAAACAUAGUGGCAAUGGACGAAAAUGGAGAUGGAGAGUUGAUUCGAGGCAGUGAUUUCUUGAGCAGUCGCUGGAUUAGUCAAGAUCUACGGCGAUCUAGGCUGAACGUUGCGGUCCUGGAAGGAGAAGAAGUGGCAUCACUUUCUCUUCCUCUGACGCAUUCCACUCCCAGAGUGGGAAGGCCGGGCAACGGGACGGAAAAGGAAGGUAAGGAGAAGGUCAUGGACAGUGAUCCUGACGGCGCUGACAUAACAGUCUCACGGCCGUUUGAUAGAAAGCUUCUGGAGGUCGCGGGGACGAYGAAUCUCACUGGUGAGCUGUCUGAUGACUCCCUUUACUGUGUCAAUGGCAGUCYCUUGGCGUCGGAGGUUGGGAUGGAGAAGGCGACACGCGUAAAGAUUACACGUAAUAUGACGGACGUCCAGGUGGCGUCUUGUUUUGGACCGUUUGGCCAUGUCAAACUACUAGAGUUUUCGACCAUGGAUGAGGUGUUUGGAGGUUUUGUCAAUGUCUCGGACAGAGAUCUUUUCACGUACGUUGGAACAGCCCCUGUCGAGGAACCAUUCCAAGUUGUUUUCUCAACGUCUUGUUUGGGAGGAGAAGCGAAAGAAUGGGUUCUGGCGGAAGCUAAUGCCGCCGGAUUUGAAGAUGUAGGUGAAUGGGUUGGAAUGUUGACCUUGAAACAGUUCCUUGCCAAAAUCAAGGAACGUUUCUUGGACAAGACUACGACCGAUAAGGCCUUUGACCAGCUUACCUCCAUUGGGCAAAAGCACUGGACCUCAGUAGAGUCUUUGUCAAGGGAGGUUGACCGGUUGCUGCAGGUUUCAGGAUUGAACCUGCAAGAUAACCAAAUCCUGUAUAUUUACUCCCGUGCUCUGGGUGAGCCUAUUCGAGGACAACUUGUGGCAGAGUCUAAAUCAGGUAAGUACAAUUAUAGGCAAUUUCGAGAUUUGGCUCUCCAGAGAGAGCAAACGACAUCUCAGUUCAAUAACACUUAUGCAUCUGUGGUGAAGCAUGGUAGUGGUGGUGGUGCAGGUUAUGGAAAGCGAGUGAUCUGGCGUCAGAAACGCCAGACCAUACCCUCGUCGUUUUCGACGACGACACGGUAGAGAAGUGGCCAUUGGAGGCCGAGGGUGUGGGAAACAGCAGUGAUUCCGGGAAGGGGGAAGUCACUGCUGCCGUGGUCAACAAGGGAGGACCACGACCGCCAGGUAAGAAGAAGAGACCACGCUCCUUUCGCGAGCAUCCCGGCAUUGCGGCAGGGAAGCCCUGGGAGAAAAUGGGAAUGAUAGGGACACUUGGCAAGAAAGAAUGAACAAUGCACAAUGUC
Chara braunii is the source of this 3626-nucleotide messenger RNA. NCBI's taxonomy places the organism in Eukaryota, Viridiplantae, Streptophyta, Charophyceae, Charales, Characeae. The record is from the annotation of a GenBank genome assembly.